Messenger RNA from Populus trichocarpa (black cottonwood), 964 nucleotides. RefSeq names its product protein cornichon homolog 1. Gene Ontology annotation, biological process: vesicle-mediated transport. The transcript is spliced from 4 exons. Bases 106 to 495 code for a protein of 129 amino acids. NCBI's taxonomy places the organism in Eukaryota, Viridiplantae, Streptophyta, Magnoliopsida, Malpighiales, Salicaceae. The record is from RefSeq and is a predicted model, not a curated record.
UUUUUUUGCACAAAAAAAAAAAAUCAAACAGAAAAGAAAACCCCACUCCCUCUGUACUCAGUCCCUCACGGAUUCUCUGCCCCGAAGAAGAAGCAAGCAGAAACGAUGUGGAAUUUGAUUUUCUGGAUCAUCUGUUUACUCAUCAACUUUGGCCUCCUCGCUAUCGUCUUUUACGCUCUUCUAUGCUUAACGGACUUGGAGGUAGACCAGAUGGAUCCGUUUGUGGCGACGGCUAACAUCAACAGGUGGAUUCUGCUUGAGUUUGCUUUGCAAGCUGCACUCAGCAUUCUUUUACUCUUCACAGGUCACUGGAUCUUGUUUUUGGUGGCAGUUCCUCUUACCUGUUAUCAUGCAAUGCUGUUUAUUAGACGGCAACAUCUUAUUGAUGUCACUGAAGUUUUCAGAAACCUCAACACUGACAAGAAGUGUAGGAUGAUCAAGCUUGGUGUCUACAUGAUCUUCUUCACAAUUUGCGUAUUUAGGAACUCAAACUAGCAUGUGUGUAUGAUAUUGGCUUAUCUUGUGGAGAAAGAGCACAAGCCUCAUGUUACGAUGGUGAGACUAAGGAGGGACGGAGUAUUUGUGAGGUGAAGGAUUUAAAGAUGAGUGCAACAGGGUCAAUUAGGAUAUGGCAUCCAGGGCCCAUCUUGGGUUGUAUUAUGUAUCUAGGCUGCUGUGUGUUAUGUAUCUAGGCCGCUGCUUUAUGUUUGAAUGAGUGUUCUCUCUUCACCACAGUUUCCAAUUUUUUUUUAACGAAUAUGUUUCCAAGUUCUCUUUACAUUGCUUUUAGGUUCCAAGAUAUUUGUUGAUUAUUUGUGAAUUUCACAUGGAUUCUGUGGGAGGGCUUUUCUUUGUGAAGGAGCGGGAGUACCAUUUUGUGUCCAUUACCCAUAAGACACCAGUUCUCUAACUUUCUAAAGGACCUUGAACUCUCUCUCUCCUCAAUGCUUAUAAGAAAUUCUUC